GCGGGCCGGUUCGGGCCGUUGUGUGAGUGUGUGCGCCUGCGCGCUGCGGAGGGGGCGCGGUAGGGGCCGGGACCGCCGCCGCCGCUGUCUUUGCCGCCGCCGCCGCCGCCGCCCUCCCCGCCUCACGGUCCCGCUUCCCCGCGCAGCGUCGGCCGCCGGCCUCGUCACCAUGUUCAGCUGGGUGAGCAAGGAUGCGCGGCGCAAGAAGGAGCCCGAGCUCUUCCAGACCGUGGCCGAGGGGCUGCGGCAGCUGUACGCGCAGAAGCUGCUGCCGCUCGAGGAGCACUACCGCUUCCACGACUUCCACUCGCCGGCGCUCGAGGACGCCGACUUCGACAACAAGCCCAUGGUGCUGCUCGUGGGCCAGUACAGCACGGGCAAGACCACCUUCAUCCGGCACCUCAUCGAGCAGGACUUCCCCGGCAUGCGCAUCGGGCCCGAGCCCACCACCGACUCCUUCAUAGCCGUCAUGCACGGCACGGCCGAGGGCGUGGUGCCGGGCAACGCGCUCGUAGUGGACCCGCGGCGGCCCUUCCGCAAGCUCAACGCCUUCGGCAAUGCCUUCCUUAACCGGUUCAUGUGCGCCCAGCUGCCUAACCCUGUUCUGGAGAGCAUCAGCAUCAUUGACACCCCAGGGAUCCUCUCUGGAGAAAAGCAGCGCAUCAGCAGAGGUUAUGACUUUGCAGCUGUCCUCGAGUGGUUUGCUGAGCGCGUGGACCGCAUCAUCCUGCUCUUUGAUGCCCACAAGCUGGACAUCUCAGAUGAAUUCUCUGAGGUGAUCAAGGCCUUGAAGAACCAUGAAGAUAAGAUUCGUGUGGUGCUGAACAAGGCAGAUCAGAUCGAGACACAGCAGCUGAUGCGGGUCUAUGGGGCCCUCAUGUGGUCCCUGGGCAAAAUCAUCAACACCCCUGAGGUGGUGAGGGUGUACAUCGGGUCCUUCUGGUCCCACCCCCUCCUCAUCCCAGACAACCGGAAGCUCUUUGAAGCCGAGGAGCAGGAUCUCUUCAAGGACAUCCAGUCACUGCCCCGCAACGCUGCCCUCAGGAAGCUUAAUGACCUGAUCAAGAGAGCCCGGCUGGCCAAGGUCCAUGCGUACAUCAUCAGCUCCCUCAAGAAAGAGAUGCCCAACAUGUUUGGGAAGGAGAGCAAGAAGAAGGAGCUGGUCAGCAAUCUGGGAGAGAUCUACCAGAAGAUCGAGCGAGAGCACCAGAUCUCUCCCGGGGAUUUCCCAAGCCUUCGGAAGAUGCAGGAAUUGCUGCAGACUCAGGACUUCAGUAAAUUCCAGGCCCUGAAGCCCAAGCUCUUGGACACCGUGGACGACAUGCUCUCCAAAGACAUCGCUCGGUUGAUGGUGAUGGUGCGCCAGGAGGAGUCCCUCAUGCCCUCACAGGCUGUGAAGGGCGGCGCCUUUGACGGCACCAUGAAUGGGCCCUUUGGCCACGGCUACGGAGAGGGGGCCGGAGAGGGCAUCGACGACGUGGAGUGGGUGGUGGGCAAGGACAAGCCCACGUACGACGAGAUCUUCUACACUCUGUCUCCUGUCAAUGGCAAGAUUACAGGCGCCAGUGCCAAGAGAGAGAUGGUGAAAUCCAAGCUGCCCAACACGGUCCUGGGGAAGAUCUGGAAACUGGCCGACGUGGACAAAGACGGGCUGCUGGAUGAUGAAGAGUUUGCCCUGGCCAACCACUUGAUCAAGGUCAAGUUGGAAGGGCACGAGCUCCCCGCUGACCUGCCCCCGCACCUCGUCCCUCCCUCCAAGCGGAGGCACGAGUGACGGCCGCCCCUCCCCCGCCGGGAGGGGGUCAGAAGCUGGGGGGGAGGGGUCCCAUUCUCAGCGCUCUCUUGCCGUGUCUGUUCCAUAAAGACCUCACUAACAGAUGGGUUUUUGCAGCUCUCGAAAAGGAAAAUCACCAUUUAAAAAAAAAUAUUCCAAGCCUGGUGGGGAGACAGGCAGCACUUGUCAAUGUUGGAAUUCUGUGCACAAGAACUAUGGAUAUUUUUAAUAUAUGAAGUUAGAGGCAGUAUUCUUUCUUGCUCCCUCCCCCGUGUGUGCCCUCCAGCCCCACCCCCAGUGAGCCCGGUCCCACCCUCUGGCUGUUGGUACAGUGUCCCCCAAGAGCCAGACCCCAGGGUCUCUGGAAGGAGCUUCCUUCUUCCCCGCCUCUGGCUGCAUGGCCACAACCCCCUAGUCCUUUCCUGGGGCCCCUGGUCUGAGUCUUCUCCCGGCCAGCAGCGAGCACUGGUCAGACACUAGUGGCCGGAGGGGGCUGGUCCCGUGCAGCAGACCUCUGGCCUCUGAAGUCUGUCUGCACACUGGCCACAGAUUGGAGCGGUGACGAGCAGGCCGCCCCUCCCUCUUUGUUCUUGAAUUCACGUGGUACUCGUGCCUUCACCCACACCUUGUCCCCAGCACUGGCUCUCCCACUCAGGCACUCUUGGUUCUUUCCCUUCUUUCCCAGAGACCUCACCUGUAUCACACCAGCUGAGAUGCUCCAGGACCUUCCGUAGCUUUCAUCCCCGCCUGGGAAGGCCCCAAAGCCCCCGUGGGUUACGUCUUCUCAAGAAAACCAACUAGUUGGUGGUUGGUUUUUUUUUAUAUACUCGACUUCCAAUUCCUGGAAGUUUCUGGCCACUUGGAGAACAGCUGUGUUAUUGAUUCCCUUUGUACAAGCACCGACCUUUAUAAGAGCAGCUGUGGAGGUCACCCUGGUCUGGGAGUCAUUGAUGUUCCACUUAAGACCCUCUGAGUCAAAAUGGCGCCUGCCCGUGGCCCUUGGCGUCCCAAGUGUCUGCUCCUUGGCAGUUUGAGAGAAGGCUCAUGAGCAUCAUGUGCUGUGGUGACCCGAGGGCACUGGGGCACCUGGCAUCCCUGUAUACCGGGGUGGUUGGAAACCAACCCCAGGGCUUCAGAGCAUUGAGAUAAGCCCUGUGCCUGCUCUCCCAGUUUGUUGGGUAGACCCGGUUGUCUCUGAGGUGCUGAGCAGGACCAGUCCGGAUGGCUUCCUGUCCUUCAAAGGUGCCUCCCCUCCUCCCUAUGCUCAUAGAAUCAGGGCUUUGGGAGCCUUGAGGUGGUGGCCAUGGCCUGCUGGGUCACAGUAGCCCUGAGAUUCCAAGACACUGCCCUGCCCGGCCUCUGGCCUUCUGGAAAUCCCUACCUUCUGCCGGGUCCAGAGCCUCCAGAAAAUGGCGGCUGGACUGGCCACCUCAUUCCAUAGGGGUUAAGUGUGGGUGGAGAUUGCUUUUGGGGGGUGUGCUCAUCUCUUAAUAAAAGGGUCUUAUUUAUACUCACAUGUGGAAAACCUGAAAAAAAUGAAGAUUUUUUUUCUUGCAUUAAAAAAAGAAAAAU
Messenger RNA from Dromiciops gliroides (monito del monte), 3346 nucleotides. It is a transcript of the gene EHD1, whose product is annotated as EH domain containing 1. The transcript is spliced from 5 exons. NCBI's taxonomy places the organism in Eukaryota, Metazoa, Chordata, Mammalia, Microbiotheria, Microbiotheriidae. Bases 170 to 1774 code for a protein of 534 amino acids. Gene Ontology annotation, molecular function: GTP binding; calcium ion binding; molecular adaptor activity. Gene Ontology annotation, biological process: clathrin-dependent synaptic vesicle endocytosis; endosomal transport. The record is from RefSeq and is a predicted model, not a curated record. Gene Ontology annotation, cellular component: plasma membrane; presynaptic membrane; intracellular vesicle.